This is a messenger RNA of Dicentrarchus labrax (European seabass), 3882 nucleotides long. RefSeq names its product caveolae associated protein 1a (gene cavin1a). Gene Ontology annotation, biological process: termination of RNA polymerase I transcription; transcription initiation at RNA polymerase I promoter. Lineage: Eukaryota; Metazoa; Chordata; Actinopteri; Moronidae. Bases 304 to 1572 code for a protein of 422 amino acids. The record is from RefSeq and is a predicted model, not a curated record. Gene Ontology annotation, cellular component: cytoplasm; caveola. Gene Ontology annotation, molecular function: rRNA primary transcript binding. The transcript is spliced from 2 exons.
GCAGAGGCAUUUGAGUCAGGGCACACAUGCCUCAGCUGUGAGAGGCCCUACUCCCCUUGGCUGGCUGGCAUCCCAGAGCAGAGGCAGAGAGAGAGACAUAGUGUGUGAGAGCGAGGGUGAAGAGAAAGUUUAAGUAAAGUAAACUAGGAAGAAGCAAACAAGUGGUCAAGAAAGUUGUCUGACAGAAAAGAGAAAGGAUUAGGGACUGAGUUCUGUGCAGCGUGGCUCCUGCAGGUUGGUUUUCAGUAGUGUAUUUUUAUCUGUUGUGAGUGUGCAGACGGUUUGUAUUUGGAGUUGACAGCCAUGGCGGAUACAGGUGUCAAGCAGGAGCAGGCAGCCCUGAAAGAAGUGCCUUAUGAUGAUGACGAGGUAGCUCUGGUGGGUGCUGCCACAGAGCCAGCAGUAGAUGACGAUGACCCUGCUGAGGAAGCGGACCUGUUGCUGGCCACUGGCCCCGGAGGCAAGAGUGAAGCGCAGAUGAACGGGGUCAUGGUUCUGUCUCUGCUAGACAAGAUUAUUGGGGUGGUAGACCAGAUCCAACAGACCCAGAACGGACUCGAGGCCCGGCAGGAAUCCAUGGAGAAGUCAGUGUCAACCAUCCAAGGGGAGCUGUCUAAGUUGUCUAAGAACCAUGUUGGCACAACCAACACUGUCAACAAAAUGCUGGAAAAGGUGCGCAAGGUCAGUGUCAACGUGAAGACGGUGCGCAGCAAUCUGGAGAAGCAGGCGGGCCAGAUCAAGAAGCUGGAGAGCAACGAGAACGAGCUGCUCAAGAGGCGCAACUUCAAAGUCCUCAUCUACCAGGACCAAGUGAAGCCACCGAAGACAUCCAAAACCAAGACAGCACAGACAGUUGCUGAAGGGACAGCCGUGGAGGGCCUCGAGCAGAUACCCGAGGAAGGACGAGAGGGACUCCCAGACAAUCUCAACUCAGAUGAGGAGGUGGAGAUUGAGGAGAUUAUCGAAGAAUCUCGUACCAAGCGCCUCCAACGCACCACUAAACAGCAAGUGGACAACAUAAAGAAAGCCUUCUCCAAAGAGAAAAUGGAGAAGACCAAGGUAAAGACCAAGGAGAACUUGGAGAAGACCAAGCAGAGAACCCGCGAGAACCUGGAGAAGACAAGACAGAAAACCCGUGACAACCUUGAGAAAACCAAGCACAGCCUGGAGAAGAAGAUUGGCAAGCUCGGGACCCGCAUGACCCCUAACCUGGAGCGCAGGGUGAAGAUGAAAACCUCCAAAGACAAGAUGAAGAAGUCCCUCACCCCUGACCACACGGUCUACGCUCGCUCCAAGACCACUGUGUAUCGCGUGCCGCCAUUCACCUUCCAUGUUAAGAAGAUCCGAGAAGGGGAGGAGGAGGUGGUGCAGCACACAGAGAUGGUGGAGGUGACCGAGGCCGAGGGCCAGCCAGCGGGAGAGGAAAAUGGGCUGGGUGUGCAUGUGGAAGUGGAGGAAGGGGAGCUGGUGAGAGUAGACAGCCCAGACAUGGAAGCUCUGUUGGAAGUGACUGAGGACUCUCCGCUGGUCAGGGUGGAACCAGACCACCUAAAGAAGGCCCAAAGCGAAUAGAGCAUCCCAAUUCUGCAGGGCUGAAGUGAGAGAUACAAGAAGGAAGAGGGGAACCGAGUCUUGACGAAUGAGUCUAAUCAUGAGGACACUAUAUUUGUUGUAGGGACUUUCUAGACGUGAUCACAAUCUAUGACAUCUCAUUUGUUGUCUGAUCUCUUUUUAUUGUACCCAACAGGGAUGACUUUCAUAUUUCCCCCCCUUUAGCAUACAAAUAAGAAAAACUAAACAAAAACAAAGCUAGCUUUUGAAACAUGUUGCAGGCUGACUGGUUAUCUUAGACCUGUAUGUUUAUUUUACUUACUGUUUGUUGUUGGUUUGAUCAAUUGAGUGGCUAUAAGAAAAAAAAAGGUAUAAAUAGUCUUUGCUAUUGAGAUGUAAUGUGUAAUAUAAUAUUUUUAAUGUAUGAUAUGCACAUUAGGAAGUAUGGUAACAGGAAGUGGUUGGCGGGAUUUAAGUUUGAAUGGAUGAUUUUUGGUGAUGUAAUGUGCACGUGCGAAACAAAUAAAAAGAACAGAUAGGCAAGGUUUAGGUCCUACAGGAGAAACAAAGGACUGAGGAGGCAGGAGGAGAGGUUUUCCUCGACUGAAGAGUUUACAAAAACAUUACCCCUGACAUGCAAAAAGCAUUAGGGCGUAAAGCUUAUUUACUGCCACUCAGGCAUUGUGCCAAAUGUAAAUUACAAAUGUAAAUGCCUGCAAAUACAGUGUAAUGUCUGAUCAAUUAUAUUGGGGACUUUAAAACGCUGACAAAUUCAACUAUUGGAAUAUUUAAACACACUACAAUAAAGUUACUGCUGUGCACUUGCAACCAUAAUUCAAUUCAAUUUAAUAUUUUACCGUUUGGAAAAGCAAGUCAGUAUCCUGUAUGGACAUAUUUUGUGUAUUGAUGGAAAAAAGAAUCAGUAUUCCCCCACUGAGUUGGACGUUAUGUGGGGAAAUAUCGCUGUCUAUUUUGAGUUCUUAAUUGGUCAUUCAUUUAAAAUCUCAGCUAUAAUAAAAUAUUCAGAGCCGCUGCGGAGUAUCUUUACAAUGCAUGCUUGAAAUCACGGUUUGCUCGAUCAUUUAUUGCAAUGUUUUGAUGUAUAUUCACCUGACUGUAUUUAUUGCACCUGCACUCACCAACUUCCACAUAGGACACUUUGCACAGAGAAGAAAAACGACUGUGUUACCAUGGCCACAUCUUACCACAGUACAUUUGCACAUCCCUAUUAAAUUUUCCCAAGGUAAUUGCAGAGAAAAAUGAUGGUCUGAAGAGCAAGAUGACAGUUUAAUGGCUGACUACGUAAUACAUGGAGAUGGAAAUAUCAUCCUAAAUGCAAUUGAAGUGAGACAGUGCACUGCCAAGUUUUAGGAAUGGUGUGGCACUCUAAUAAAUGUCAGAAAACCGGAACAGCAUGAUCCAGUCCACAAGCCUUUUUAGCAGAAACUAGGUGCAAUCUUGUGUACUUCCUCUGAAUUAUAAAAGGAACGUCCACAAUGAAGCUGUCGGACCAUAACUCAUUAAGUAUUAUCGUUAUAACUUAGAAAAGACAAUUAUGCCGGUUUAGAGGAAGCAAUGACAAUUGGAUUGUAUUUAUCUGAGCCUGAUGUAAAAAAGGGCCAGAGGCAAUGUUCAAUCAUUAACACCUUUGAUUGUGUAAGACAAGCACACAUGGCCCUGGACAAGAAGAUGGUACGGCUUCCAUUUUGUGUGUGAUCCUGAUGUGGUGUAGCCGUGCAGAAGCCCAGUGUGUAGCAUGACACACCAUUAAAAUAAUCAAUGGGCUGGAGAAUGCAAUUAAAGAGAGUGCUCCCUCUGAGCACUGAGUGGGGUAGAGAACGGUGGGAAGGACGGACAACAAGGAUGAGUGUCUAUCUCUGUCUGUGUGAGAGACUGUGAAGAGUAAGUAUGUGCAUACGAUAUAACAUUUUGGUGAAAGUCAAGGUUCAUAUCAGCAUUAAGUGGACAUUUCAUAAAAGAACAAAUACAUAUAUUUAUUGUUCAACACUUCAAACACUGAAACACUUGUAAUAUAUUGGUCCCUCUGUGUGUGUUCUUUUGCCACCAUGUAUAUUUUGCCUUGUUUUGAGCUACUGGUUAUUAAAAAAUGGAACCGGCCUCCUAUAAGCAUGGGGUAGGUCACGCACAGCUUAUAUAGCGACAUUGUUCAUUUUGAAAAAAAAAUCUGCUGCAGCACAAUGUGACAUAUAAUUGCUCUAUUAUGUUAUUGAUUCAUACUCAUACAAAAUAAUGAAGCUUGCCUUUUCUGUUGUGUUCAAGGCCUCUUUUGCCUAACCACUUCAAUAUUAAAUAAAAGCUUACGGAAUAAUA